Molecule: messenger RNA, 1438 nt
Organism: Amphimedon queenslandica
Lineage: Eukaryota; Metazoa; Porifera; Demospongiae; Haplosclerida; Niphatidae
Product: decapping and exoribonuclease protein-like
Exons: 8
Coding region: 45-1400 (451 amino acids)
Biological process (GO): nuclear-transcribed mRNA catabolic process; NAD-cap decapping
Cellular component (GO): cytosol; nucleus
Molecular function (GO): mRNA 5'-diphosphatase activity
Source: RefSeq, a predicted model, not a curated record
GCUAAAAUUUAUCUAGGUCACGCCCUCAUUCAUUAAAAGUAAAAAUGGCGGCAAAGACCAAAAGCAUACUUAGCGAUGAUUCUCCAUCUCCGAAAAGAUCAAAGCUUCAUACCGAAGGAGAGGCCCACCAACAGCAACCAAAGCCUUUAGGGAAGAUAUCUGACUUCGUUGUUUCUCGUUUGGAAGAUUUUUACAAGCCCAACCCACCUUUUCGCCUCCCAGUGGAAAUUGGUUCUUUCUCUUUCGACAGAAAAGGAGAUCUGACACUAGACAGGAGUGGACUGAAGUACUUGACACAGCCGGGGAAACUUGGUUUUGAUUUGAAAGUUGGUUACGAUUCGUUUCAGCCCAAGUUGAACCAAACUCCUGACCUAACUGUUAUUUUAAACUGGAUCUCUCACAACUGGAAUUGUUUUCUUCCAAAAAUGAAAGGACAGUCUUCGCUUGACGGUAAACCACCUGAAGAUCUCAACGGAUCUGCUCCGAUUGUUCAGACGGCAAAUCAAUCUUCUGUAACCACAAGUUUUCAUUCACGACCUGAUAAUCUUUUAACCGACUUCAUUUGUUGGCGUGGACUUAUGACUAAACUACUCUGCACUCCAUAUAAUAAGUCCGAGCCCUGGAAGAUGAUUGCAACUCGUCAUAACGAUACCAUAUAUCUCCGUGAACUUGAGACACCAGAAAAGGCUGAGAAAGAAGCAAACAUGAGUUUGGCUGAGAAACAAAUGUGCUACUGGGGAUUGAAGUUUGAAGAUUACAUGACAAGAAAAGAUCCCAAAGUUCCACCUCCUUCCCAACAGCAAGACAAAUCAGGUACCAUCAAUCCACUGGAAGCUUUCUGCUGUGUAGUAAGGACUCGACUAAACACUCAUUCACUAGUGAUGGUUGGAGAAGUGGACUGCAUUGACCCGGCAUCAAGAGAGAAAGUGCCUCAGAGCUAUGUCGAACUGAAAACAAGUCGUGUUAUUUAUACGGACAGAAACAAGGCCAGUUUUAAAAGGCACAAAUUAAUGAAAUGGUGGGCACAGUCCUUCCUCGUUGGUAUCCCAAAGAUAGUCUGUGGCUUUCGGGACAAUGAGGGCAUCGUCCAACACAUACAACAAUUCAAAACGGUGGACAUACCCAGGGAAUCACAGAGUGAUUUAAGUUUAUGGCAAGGGAACGUUUGUCUUAAUUUUCUUGACGAGCUCUUGAAGUGGAUCAAAGAAACUGUCGUAAAAGAUGAUUCACAAACGCUCUAUCUCAUUGAAUGGAAUCAUCCUUAUACACACAUCUCUGCAACUUGUAGGUCUACUACGCCAGACUUGUUUGUGCUACCAGACUGGUAUAUAAACAAACUCUCUCCUCCAUUGGUUGAUCCUUCCUCUCAGUCUCCAUCCUCUGUCUCCUCUCCUAUGUAAUAUUUUUUAAAAAUAAGAUAAUUUUUACUUAAGAAGUA